Arxiozyma heterogenica is the source of this 231-nucleotide messenger RNA. RefSeq names its product Cox26p (gene COX26). Bases 1 to 231 code for a protein of 76 amino acids. The record is from RefSeq and is a predicted model, not a curated record. The transcript has a single exon. NCBI's taxonomy places the organism in Eukaryota, Fungi, Ascomycota, Saccharomycetes, Saccharomycetales, Saccharomycetaceae.
AUGUUCCGUUUACAACUUUCAAAGGCAGUCCAAAAAACAGGUUCUAGAUUGUUACUACAACAAAGGGCUUAUUCCACCGGUGGUCGUGUUGGUCCAAACUUUUACGUUACUGAAUUAAAGCAAAGAUUUGGUGGUGUUUUCCUAUGGGCUGGUACUUUGACUUUGUUAUUAGGUUGGCCAGCUGCUUUUUACAUGUAUCAUAAGAAAGUUAAUGCUCUACCUGACUUAUAA